Molecule: messenger RNA, 3131 nt
Organism: Cyphomyrmex costatus
Lineage: Eukaryota; Metazoa; Arthropoda; Insecta; Hymenoptera; Formicidae
Exons: 4
Coding region: 218-3103 (961 amino acids)
Source: RefSeq, a predicted model, not a curated record
AAUCAGUAGGUGUACAUAUCGAAAAUAAAAGAGGAUUUGGCAUAUUUACAUCAAUAGAAUUCUUACCAUGGGAUACAAUAGAAGAUAUAUUCAUCAAUGAAGUCAUAAAAGGACAAAGGGUGCUUUAUUGUCUUACAUUUAUUGUAAAGGAAUCAGUUGGUAGACAGAAUUCCAGAAGAUUAGUUCCACUGUUUCAAGAUCUAUUACCCGAAAGGAAAUGCCUGGAAUAUAUAUACGAACCCUUAGCCAAUUUGAUUGGCUUGACCAAGAGAAAGAGUCUCUGCUAACUAUUCCUGGUGCUUAUUGGCUGUGUCAUAAAAAAAAUAUAUACAAGUUCAUCUUUAGAUAUCAUCGUACAGUAAAAAAUACCGUACCAUUUUCAUACGGACGAGAACUAUUAAAAAUUAUACGAAAAAUUAUAAAAUGUCAUCCAACGCAAGGUCAACAAUUUGGCACGCAACACCUUCUUGUUACUUACAAUUGUACAUCUUGGACUCGACAAGACAAAAUGUUUGCAAUAAUGAAAUUUCAGCAACGAACUAAUGCUGCAACAUUUUCACAUGCAUUCGUAUUAACUAUAAGAAUCUUCCCUUCACUGGAACACUCAUUAUUUGAUUUAAAAUAUCCCAUUGUCAAAGAAGCUGAUGCAGGUACUACAUUUAAAGAUUUGAAUAUUUCAUUAGAUACUGAAGAGAAAAUUAGUAAUGUGAUAUCUGCCACUGAUAAAGAAUCUCCAAGAAAAGGUACAACAUGUCAUACUAAAGAAAUAUGUGCAAAAUAUGCUAUUGAGGAUAUAAUGUUAAGUAAAGCAUUGGAAACAAAAAUCAAUUCUUUCCAAGAUAACAUAAUGGAGUCUGCGUCUUUGCACGAGUCUGCGUCUUUGCACGAGAAUCUAGAUAAAAGAAUUGUAAAUGCCACAAUUACAACUGAAAUGCAGCAUUUUGUUGAUAAACAUAAUAAAGAAUUUCAUAAUGACAUUGAAAACGAUAAAUAUAUAGAACAUAAUACUGAAGAAUGUGAAAAAAAUAUUGAACAAUAUUCUGUUGAUUGCAUUCAAGAAGAAUCUUUAAAGACAAACAAAACAGAUAAAAUUGAAAAAACGCAGAAAAUGAAAGAAGAUGAAAAAACAGAAUUGACAGUAGCACAAAAGCAAAAUCAACAAAUACAAAAUGUUCAGACAUGUAAAAUAUCUUCCUCAUUAAAAUCUCUUACAGGAAUGAUAACAGGUAGCAACAAUGAAUGCUCGUUAAAUAAAUUCAAUGUUGGAAAAUCAAUAGAAAAAGAUGAUAAUUGUACCAUCAACAAUAAAGACAAUUCAAAUAAUAAUAAAAAAACGAUCAGUGGAAAUAUAGAUUCUACCAAUGUAUCACAUCAAUAUUUUAUUGAGAAUCAGAUAGAGAACUUAAUUAUUGAUCAGCCGAUACAAAAGAAUUUGCAGACCGAGAUAAAGAAUAUAGACAAAAAUUGUGUUCCAAAAAUGAUUGAAGAAAUUGACAAAUCUGUACGUAUUAACCAAGAAGAUUAUCAUAAUGAGACAAACUUAGAAUUCCAAAAAAAUAAUAGACAACAUACUAAAAUUUCAAUAGAUAUUGACGAUAAACAGUCGGAAAGUCAUAUGCAUAGUAAGUCCUACAAAGCUCGUAAACAAAGAAGUAGGGAAUCCGAGAAAAAAACCAUACCUGACAAAAUUUUGCGCUCUUCUAAUAUUACCGAUUUAGUAAUGGAAGGUUUAAUGUUUACUAUACGACAAGAUCAGGAUAGUGUAGCCGUCAUUGAACAAAAGACUAAAUUAGAAAUAGACGAGGUCCUAGAAAAUUCAGAGAAAGUUGAAACAAAAGCUGGGGAAAAAUGUUUAUUAAAUUCGAGCUUACUAAGGUUGGAGAAUUUAGUGACCAUGAUUGACUCUCCGCGCAAUAAAAACGAAAAGCAUAAAAAUCACCACGCAAUCAGCAAUAGUGUAAAUCUGUUGUCUUUUAAUGUUCUUCCUAAUGAUACUGUAUAUAAUGUAAAUAUUAAUGAGGUAGAUACAGGAAUAAAUGAAUCAAACAUUUCUAAUUAUGAUAGACAUAACGCAAUGAAGCAUUUAAAUCUGUACCAUUCACGGUGGCAACAUCAACGCGUUUCCUCUAAGAUUAAUAAUAAUUGUUCAGCAAGUGGAAUCUCAACGGAGAAACAGGAACAAUUAAUAGAAUGGCAGGGUAGUGAUGAUGAGCAAAAUAAAAAGUAUAAAAAUGGCACUGAUGUUAGAAAACGAGAACAUUAUUCUUGGGGUAGUAUUCCUGAAAUUUCGCCAUCUAAGAAAAUAAAUGUAGGAUUGCAAAAUACAGCAUCACUGAGUAAUAAAAAUAUUGAAGAGAUAGAUAAACAUGAUAUAUCGACGGAAGAACAUUGUAGUUCUUCAUUACCAAAUCAUUCAUUAAGUAAGAUGUCCACAAAAACAGUUUCUGUACUUUCUGAGGAAUCUAAUUCGAUUGAAUUAUCUCGCCGUGAGGCAAAUGUUCCAAGAAUAGUUUCGAACGAGUCUAUUACUAUUGAAGAAAUGCCACCAGCCUUGCAGAAGAUUUUGCGACACAAAUUCGAAGCACGCCGGUUUUCUUCAAUGACUAGCAGUGGAAUGUUGCAACGGAAUAAACAGAAAAUGCAAUCUAUGGCAUUAACAGAGGACACAAUUUCCAAAGUGGAUAUCUUGGAAGAUAAAUAUACAGAUUCCAACAUAGCAAAUAUUACAACUAGUUCAGAAAAAAUUAAUAAUGAUAAAACUUGUGCAAUGAUCAAUAAGGAGAUGAAUAGAGAUACACAUAUGAAGAAUUCGAAAGGAAAGAUCGAGUCUCAUCGUACUUUAAGAAGUUCAUCAUCAAAGCAUGAUUCACCAAGAAAAUUACAGGAUAUCACAGAAGAAUUUUAUCAUGAUUUGAUGCAUGUACACAACAAAGACAAUGCCAUUCGACAGAGAUGUCUCAGGCAAAAACAAAAAUCCUUGAACGAUCUCAAUGGCAUCAAAAGUGGUAAAGUACGUGUAGAAAUGUUGAAGUUUAUUCAGGACAUUACGGAAGGUGCUAGAGUGGUGGUGAAACGGCUAAAUAUAGAUAAUAAAUCUAAUUAGUGAAAAAUUUUAAUUUAAUUUAACAAUG